UAGAAAAUGUGGAAGUUUAACAACUAAUAUUAAAAUAAGAUUAAUGACCUUGUGUUUCGAAAUGUUUCCACAACUACCUAAAGGUCAUCUCAGCUUCGUGGAGAAAUGGCCGUUAAUGAAUCCAUACGAUAUGGGAUUUAUUAUAGUGACGUAUUUUGCAUUUAUUCUUAAAAUAGGACCUAUGCUAAUGGAGAAGCGUCAACCAUUACAGUUGAAUAAAUUUCUUAUAGUAUAUAACAUGGUCAAAGUGAUAAAUUCGAGCAUUUUAGCAUUUAAGUUUCUGUCAUACAUACUUGAUAAAGGAUUGUUUCCACGAAAAUGUGAAUACGAUGACCAAACUAUGUUCAUAAUAGCAGUUCUAUACUGGAAAUACAUGGCAACAAAAAUCUUGGAUCUCGUUGACACGAUUGUCUUCGUAGUCCGAAAGAAAAACAACCAAAUAACAUUUUUACACGUAUAUCACCAUGUCUUCAUGGUGCUCGUCACUUGGUGUUCGUUGAAAUAUGAUCCUACGGAUCAUUGGGCUUUUAUGGCAAUUGUAAAUUGUGUAAUACACGUCAUCAUGUAUACAUAUUACGGUAUUUCAGCUUUAGGUCCGAGAUACAGGAGGUAUCUUUGGUGGAAGAAAUACUUGACUAUAAUGCAACUGCUGCAAUUCGUUUUUAUUUUUACUCACGUGGUCAUUCAAACCUACACUUCACAGUGCCCUAUGAGAUCUAUUACCUACUGGGUAGGAAUAUUUAAUCUUUCGCUCUUCAUAUGCCUCUUCGCUGACUUCUAUAACAAGAGAUACAGAGCCAAACUGAAGGACACAUCUUUUGCCUGUACAAGACAGGUUGAUGAUUAAGUUUCAUUAAUUUACUUAUAUCUUUUACGUUUAAUGAUAUUCUAAUUAGUAUUUUAAUUAUGUUUAUAUGUAAAUUGUGAUAA
This is a messenger RNA of Vanessa tameamea, 930 nucleotides long. RefSeq names its product very long chain fatty acid elongase 7-like. Gene Ontology annotation, cellular component: endoplasmic reticulum membrane. The coding region runs from base 44 to 847 and encodes 267 amino acids. The record is from RefSeq and is a predicted model, not a curated record. Lineage: Eukaryota; Metazoa; Arthropoda; Insecta; Lepidoptera; Nymphalidae. The transcript has 5 exons. Gene Ontology annotation, biological process: fatty acid elongation, saturated fatty acid; fatty acid elongation, polyunsaturated fatty acid; sphingolipid biosynthetic process. Gene Ontology annotation, molecular function: fatty acid elongase activity.